Odontomachus brunneus is the source of this 6795-nucleotide messenger RNA. RefSeq names its product zinc finger-containing ubiquitin peptidase 1-like. The transcript has 9 exons. NCBI's taxonomy places the organism in Eukaryota, Metazoa, Arthropoda, Insecta, Hymenoptera, Formicidae. The record is from RefSeq and is a predicted model, not a curated record. Bases 3152 to 5215 code for a protein of 687 amino acids.
AUUGAUGUAAUAUUAAUACAAAUAUUUGACACCAGCGGAUGUAAGUAUAGAUAAAUAUAAUUGUUUAUAGCGCUACAUCAUUUGCGCUUGGCUCUGAUGGACCCUUCGUCAUAUUGAUUUCAAUUCCUCAGCGUUUUUCUCAUUCCUUUUAUUAUUAUUUGUGCCGAAUUGUUUAUUUUCCAAAACUUUUACGUUAUUACUUGGCGUCGCAGUGCGAACUUUUCGUACAUUCCUCACGGUCCGCUUUCGCUUCGCUCUCAUCCGUCUAUUUAUUCUCUCUAGACAAACGAUCUCGAUGGAAUUCUUUGUAUCGGAGCCAUCUAAUACCAGGAACGGACCCGCAACGCGGGCCUCGGCUCGACUCGAUUUAACUCGCUCAAGUACUCGGAAUAGUUAUUAAUUAUCUCCGUGCAGACGCCGGCUAAUUGGACCGCGUCGUGUAUGCAUCUAGCACGCGGGAUGUGAGACGCGAAAUUUUAAUUCCUCACGAAUUACAAAUCGGCAUAAAAUCUUCGUUGUCGUUAUGGAUCAAGUUUUUCUCGCUCUCGCGCAAAUGGAACGAAAUUCGUUCAUAUUUCAUAAAUUUGGCAAAUUUGGUAAUUUGGUAAUUUUCAAUGAAUUUUGGAAGAAGCACGCGCGAAACUCCACGACCGGGAUGGAAAAGAAUAUUUUGGGAAAUAAACGGAAAUAUACGCGCGAGAGAGGAAAAAUUUCGUGAGGAAGCAAGCGAGAAAUUGAGCUCAAAUGAAUUCCUCAAGUCACACUCCGUCUAUUUUCCACGGAGAUGGGAGAAAGCUAUCGACAAGGAGGAAGGACCAAACGGUGCGCUGAACGUUGGUAUCCUGCUCUCUGAUCGUCGGCUGCAUUUCAAUGAAGCGACGAGCCGGGAAGUCAGCGAACGAGCUCCCGAGGUGCUCGCACACUGGCCGAAGCGCACCACCGUGAGAAAUCGAAUUUCCCAUGUGAAUUUGUCGCGCACGUCGCGAUCGCGAACGGAAUCCCGAGCUGCCAUCGUUUGCAUUCGCGAUGCACUGCGGUGCGACGCUCGUUCGCGCCGCGGCGGCGCCGCGACGCGUUCGCGGAUAAAUAAUGGCACGUCCAUCAAGACGGGCGACGCGCCAACCGUGCGGUUCGUCCAACGGCACAUCGGCGUGUUCGCGUUGCAUUCUGCAAUUUGGAUAAUGCGCGCACCUCUCUGCUUCACGCGCCGACCUGUCAUUAUGGAAAGCCCGGGCGUGGAGAGACAAUGCGAGAGCGAUUAAAGGAAUAGGAACGCGCGAUAAUGAGCGCCGCUCCCGGCGACGAGACGACAGUGCGUAGCCGCACGUGUCGUAACGCACCGUCCCGUUGAGAACAUUCGUAGAAGGAUCGCGAUCGCACAUUCCGCGAGGUCUCUAUGUCCAGCUAAAUCCAAUGAUGAUCGAUCAUCGAAUCCAGAUUCGAACAAGCUGCACACAAUUCCGGCUCAACCUUGACACAGUCUAGAAAAAGAGAGAAAGCCAAGUUUAAUAAUUUAUUUAAUCGUGUAUACAAACGCGCGGAGUGCUGUAGAGCACGCAACCUUAAUUGAUAUUGAUAGGUUCUUAAGCGCAAAUAAUGACGAAAGUCCUGAUAUUAAACGUCGAGGUCAGAAUAGUUCUCAGCAUUGAAUAAAUUUUAAUGUUAGUUAUUAUUAUCAAAAAAGAUUCUUUAAAAGAUUCUUUUACAGCUGUAUAUCAUAUGGGAGACAUAAAAGAGUCGUCAAGCUGAUAACGAAAACGAUCAGAUAGUAAUGUUCGGUCGUAAAUAUUGCUAUCGCGGCUGCACUUGCGGCAGCUUGGCCGCUGCCGGUAUCGCGCCCCGGCGAGCCACCCUCCACCCUCUUGCAAGUCGGAGCCCGAGCAUCGUUACCGAUGGCGUACUACGGACAGAGUGCUAGCAGCGGCGCUGGUAGCGCGUCACCGAGGGUGAACUUGAUGGUUGCUCGCGUUGUCGGUGCGCGAUCAGUGGGUAGACUCUCGCGGGGGUGACAACAUACCCCCUCCGCGUAGAGCAGCUAGCCGCCCGCACGUACGUACGUACGUACGGACGGACGGACAGAACGUAGGAACAGGAAGACUGCGGCGCUAUCAUAUGGAGCCGAACGACGGGGUUGCGUGUUAGGCGAAUCGGCGGUCCCGCUACCGCGGGACGAGCGCGAGGGCCUACCACGAGGGGAACGCGAAUGAUCGAUCCGACAGUUCGGUGAGUGAGUGAAGGAGCGAGCGAGUGACGAGGUAGCGGAAGAGAUCCGCGAAGAAAGAAAGAAGGAAGGAAGGAAGGAAGGAAGGGAGCAAGUGUCUCAGAGAGCUGGCGAGCCAGCCCCGAUGGGCUUCCAAGUGCGCGCGUACCGAACUGGCCGGAGAACCCAGAAAUGGGUCAACCCAACCCAGCGGCGGCCGGACGUGCGGCCGUUUUCUCGUGCGAGUCACUCGGUGGCCUAGUUUCGUCGGGGGCGAGCAAAUAAAAAGAGUCGCGACGCACCCCCUUGGUCCCUUCCGCCCCGUGAGACGGCGGCGACGUUACACGCGUGGAGUCGCCGACAUCGACGUCGUCGUCGUCGUCGUCGUCGUCGUCGUCGUCGUCGUGGUGAUGAUCGUGGUCGUGGUGAUCUCGUGAUCGUCGUUGUCGCCGUCGUCGCCGUCGUGGAUGCGACGUGACGUGUGACGUUGCCGAUCGCUGAUCGAAGUGUUCGCUCUCUCGCGCGCGCCAAAGAGGAAGAAAGAGUUAUGGAUUCUUGCGGAUUUCCUGCUGGCCUUCGGCUGGCGAGAGUCCAUCGAUUGACUCGCCGCCCCGACGUCGCGAUACAGCCAUAAAAGACACGGCUGAUAGCCGAGCCGCUGCGGGGUGGAAUACCGCCGUGAGGUGAGAGAAGCCACAUCAGACCACCGUUGUUUCGUGAAAGUGGGAUGAUAGAGUGCUUGGAGAUGGAGAAUGUCCAUCAUCUCAGUCCCGAUUCGCGAUUUCUCGCUGUUCUCGUCGAGAUCGAGCGCGAUACGUUGAGUGAUGCGGCUGGUCGGAGUCAGUUGUAGUGGCGCACCGUGAUCAGAUGCUGCUGUAAUCGUCGCGAUCUGUUCAUUUCAACGGGAGGGUGAAAGAGAGGAUCGGCAACGCUAUCCCGGACACGCUGAAAAUGGCGUCCAGCAAACUGCCGGAGAUGAACUACACGUGCGAGAUCUGCGGCCUGGAGGGCUUCAACGACGAGGAGAUGCGGUCGCACAUGGUGCUGUAUCAUCUUCAGGGCGCCGCCAACUGUCCAUUCUGCGACCUCGGCGAGAUCUCGCCCACGGAGAUGCUGGUACAUGUCAACAGCGCUCACCUGGACUAUCUGACCCCAAGCACCCCAGAGAACGAUAUGAUGGCAUUCAUCGACGACGACUCGUUGAUGGACGACCACGGACGCGACGAGUGCAGAGCAGUUUCACCGUCGAUGUCCCUGCGACCUCCUUACAUGCAGAACGGUUGGGGCAGUUCUCUGGGGUGGCGUGUUAAGGAACAGCAGCAACAGCAGCAGCAGCAGCAGCAACAGCAGCAACAACAACAACAACAUCUACAGCAGCAGCAACAGCAACAGCAGCAAAAACAAAUAUCGCCGAGAAAGCCGGACGUCCAAUUGGCGAAUCCCAAUAUGUAUAAUAAUAACAAUAAUAACAACGCCAACAAUGUGUUGGAGGGCGCAGCUGGCCACGGUUCACCGUUGCGUUCAGGCCUAAAUCUACAGCUGCGCUCGCACGCUUCCCCAAAACUUCCAAUACAGGAGUGCCCGAUGUGCCCCUACAGUUCCGACAGUCCGCUCAGGCUGGAAGAGCAUAUCAAUCGCCAACACUUUGAUCUCACCUCGCCGUCCUUCCCACCGGAAUCACCGCCGUCACGGGACGGUGUCUUCAACUGCCCACUUUGCGUUACGUCUUUUCCGAAUUCUUCUGAUCUUGAGUUACACGUUAAUAUUGAGCACAAGGAUAUACUCAGCCCUGCGAAUGGAACAGCCUCACAAUCCGACGUAGCCACUAUCGGUAGCGACACACCCGCCUGUCCAGUAUGUCUCAGUACGUUGUUCAAAAACAAUGACGACCUAAUGGCACACAUCGAAGAACACUUCAGCAAGAAGAACACGCCGUCGCCUGUGACGCCGGACGUGUCGACCGAUAGGUUGCUGGCGAAGGAUAUGGAGAGAAGAGAGAAAGAGGUGAGGAAACUGCGCGAACAGCGUGAGUUCGAGAUGCUGAGAGCGCAAUACGGCAUGGACAAUCAGGGUAACUUCCGGGAGCAGAGCGUCACCAAUAUGCAACGCGCGGUGUACGCGGGCGAGAUGACGGUGGCCGACUUCUUUGAGAGGCAGAUCGAGCUCCGAGUAGCCGAGAGUAGUGGCAUCGACGACGGCAGUUCUUGUACUCGCGGGCUGGUCCCGAAAGUGCGAGCCGUCAGUCACACAUACACUAAUGUAGUGAGCACCUGGAUGUGUUCCACCGUGGACCAUUACGCGUCAACCUACGGCGACAAGGGCUGGGGUUGCGGUUACAGGAACAUCCAGAUGCUAAUCUCGUCUCUCUUGCAGCACACAGGGUACAACGAGCUAGUUUACAAGGCGUGGAGCUCAGGCGCGGGCAGCAAUAGCUCCACGGAGAGCCCGUUGCGCACUUCGAUGCCAUCGAUCUCCCGGCUGCAGAAGAUGAUCGAGUGGGCGUGGGCGCAGGGCUUCGAUAUCCAGGGUGCUGAGCAGCUCGGCGGUAAACUGGUCAACACCAGGAAGUGGAUCGGCGCCACGGAGGUAUUCACGCUGCUGUCUAGUUUGAGGAUAAAGUGCCUGCUGGUGGACUUUCACAGACCCACCUGCGCGGACGGUGGCCAUCCGGAAUUGUUCCACUGGGUCCUGCGGUACUUUCAGAAAUACGAUGACUUUAAGCCGCCUCUUUACCUUCAGCAUCAAGGACACAGUAGAACGAUAAUGGGCGUGGAACAGUUGAGGGACGGCUCCAUAAUCAUGUUGGUGUUAGAUCCCAGUCACAGUCCGGCGCAAAUGUCACAUUUCAACAGCACAAGCAGCGCGCCCGGUGCGAUGCGACUCGUGCGGAAGUCUACAGCGGCGAUGAAAGCCAGACAGUACCAAGUGGUCGCUGUAACCGGCAUUAUGGACACAGAAGCGCAGUAUCAACAUAGUAAAGUUCUACGAUCAAUGCGUGUUCCUCAAGACAGGUGAGAGUUGCUGGUUCGAGAAGCAAACGAGCUCGAGCCUCGAAGCGCAAAGACUAUAGACUACUGCCUCAAACCGAUCUUGUCCGGCAUCCUUCGAGUUACGUGACCGCGAUGUCCUAUGUUCUCUACCGCUAGCCGACUUACUCCAUUGUAGUAGUUGCAGAUAAUAUUAUUUAACAAUAUAUUCUUGCAUCUCUCUAGCCGUUAAUGGUGGACUGACUCCUUGAUAAAUCGUUAUGCCCGCGCAAUAAGCCCGCGAGGGCGGAGCUGACUUGCACGGAUAUCAAAAGGCUCUUCGACGCGCUGCCGUUCGAGCGAUUUUAAUGUAACUCGUUUUGAUUUUAAUGUAAAAUCUCCGCCGCCCCCUCCUCGCUGUCUCCCCACCCCCAAACGUGGGAGAAAGUCCUUAUAUCUUAAAGUGAAUAAGAAAGUUCGUCGUACUACGCGCGCGCGCGCGGAUGAAUUUCUAUGAAUCUCCGCGAGAAUUAUCAACUCUGGAAAAUGAAUGUGUGUCUCUAUGUGUGCUUGAGAAUAAAAAAAAAGAUGUUCAGAGAAGAAAGAGAUCGGCAGAUCCGUGAGAGGAAGAUACUGUUAAAAAUGAUCGUCGUGUUUCUCUUGUCCAAAAAAAAUGUUCUGCUCAAUCUUCACCGCGGCGAACAGGCUGCGCUAAUCCUUAGCCGACCAAUCGUCUCGCACUGAUCGAUUGAUCAUCAUCGAGAAAGUCGUGGCAGAGCUUGGGAAAAAAAGAAAAAUGCGAAUUGGAGACUUUUUCGUAGCUGUGAUGCUUGGAAAACUCGGAGACUUUUUCGUAGCUGUGAUGCUGUUAUCAAUUCAACGCUGAUCACUCAUAAAUCCGAUGGACACACUCUUGGAAACGCUCCAGAAUCGACGCGCGGUGUUCCCAGUGCACUCGUCUCGUUCUUCACAUUCCGCGACUCGCGACGAAGGAUACUUCUCGUCAACACGUCGAUUUUUAGUCAAUAUGAAAAGUGCCGAGAGCCAUACAAUAUAUACAAUUACAACAAAUUUUAUAUAAUGAUACGAAAGAUAUUCUUUGACGAAUUUUGAUUGCUAAAAACGCUUCUAUGGGAGUCUGGAGUGUCUGCAAAAGUGACUAUAUCGCAUUUUCAUACAUAUAUGUAUACAUACAUAUACACACACACACACAUAUGUAUAUGUAUAUACAUAUAUAUAUAUAUAUAUAUAUAUAUAUAAAAUGUGUAUAUAUAUAUAUAUAUAUAUAUAUAUAUAUAUAUAUAUAUAUAUUUAUAUACAUACAUAUAUACAUAUGUAUAUAUGUACACAUACGGUAUACACAUACAAAAACACAGACACACACACACAUUACACAUUUGCACACUCUCUUCGUUAUAUCGUAUUUCACUUGCCCACACAUAAAAAGUACAACUACUUUCAUACUAAUUACAAAUAUUCUAUUUAAUUAUUCAAUCGAUUCUAGGCUACAUUUAUGUCCUAGCUCGUAAGUCCAACGCAAUGCUGUGAAUGAGAAGAUAGAUGAAGAAAAAAAAGAAAAAUACUACAGAGUCCAUUUACUUGUUAUUUAUAUUAUACACUUUACGAUUA